Molecule: messenger RNA, 315 nt
Organism: Paramuricea clavata
Lineage: Eukaryota; Metazoa; Cnidaria; Anthozoa; Malacalcyonacea; Plexauridae
Source: the annotation of a GenBank genome assembly
AUGGAUGAAUUGGAGAAUAUGCCGACUAUGCGUAACAAUGAUGUUAAUGCCUUUGAAAAGUUUGCUGACCUAGUUGGGGUAACAGUUGCGAAAUUGAAAGCUGAGAAUCGAGAAUCAGAGCUAGGAGAAGGAACUUUGCAUCGACAGCUUGUGAAGAAAUUAUCGGAUCGACAGUUGGAAAGUUAUAGUCGAUGGUUAAGCACUCACAGCAAGGAACAGUCUGUUAUAGGUUUGUGUGACUGGUUGAAGGAAGAGGUGACUAUUAAAGUGGAAGUCGCAGAAAUGGCGUAUGGUUUGGAGCAGAAAUAUGCUUAG